ACGACGAUGAAGCAAAGAUCGCAUCUCUGGAGAAAGAGAUGUCGAUCGCGGCCAUACCUAGACGCGAGCAUUGUUUCUGGAGGAUGGAUUGUCCCAACGUGUUCUACUACGAGUACAAUAUAACACCGUUCAAUUUUUCGAGCUUCGCGCGAUACGAACCUUUGUCUCGCGUGAUCGAACCUUGCCGGGAACACCUGAGGGUUCCUCGAGACUUGCUGGAGAAUUGCGCCGUUCGCGUGAAACGCGACACGGAAACGUUGAAAUCGUUCUCGAAAUCCUGCACGGACGUGAUCGAACGUACGAAAAGAUCUUUAAGAAUCGGUAAAAAAUUGUUGGAUGGAAUAAAAAUGGAUGUUGAGAUAUCGAAGUUCGUAACUUCCGAUACGGAAUAUGCGCAUAUACGCGAACGAAUCGCUGAGAAUAUCGAAGAGUUGAGAAGCGUCGGUGCGAACUGCGCGGUGUCUAGAUUCUACGACGAUGGAAACGACGAUUCUUGCGGCGGCGAAGUUGUCGCAAACGACGACUACGACGACGAUGAUGAUGACGAAGCGACGACGACAGCAGCAACCUGGCGUCAGCGAUAA
Messenger RNA from Dinoponera quadriceps, 584 nucleotides. RefSeq lists its product as uncharacterized. The record is from RefSeq and is a predicted model, not a curated record. The transcript is spliced from 2 exons. Lineage: Eukaryota; Metazoa; Arthropoda; Insecta; Hymenoptera; Formicidae. Bases 39 to 584 code for a protein of 181 amino acids.